Molecule: messenger RNA, 1310 nt
Organism: Adelges cooleyi (spruce gall adelgid)
Lineage: Eukaryota; Metazoa; Arthropoda; Insecta; Hemiptera; Adelgidae
Product: serine/threonine-protein phosphatase PGAM5, mitochondrial-like
Exons: 5
Coding region: 238-978 (246 amino acids)
Biological process (GO): positive regulation of mitochondrial fission
Cellular component (GO): mitochondrion
Source: RefSeq, a predicted model, not a curated record
CGGACUUUCUUCAAGUUAUAUACUGCAAUUUUUUUUUUUUUUUAAAUAUUCGAGUAAGUUCCAACGGCAACUCGUUUAAUUUGCAUUUUUAGUACCUAUUUGUUUUUUUGUUUCAUCAUAUUAUGAUUAUGGCCAAGUUUUCCCGUUUACGUCCGUUAGUUACAUUAGGCGUAGGUGCGACUUGCGGUAGUCUAGUCACAUAUUAUUAUUAUGGAUUCAACAAGACUGAGUUAAGCGAUGGAAAUCAACAGCGACAUUACAAUAUUUCUGAAAACAAACAAUCCAAGUGGGAUGCAAACUGGGACAGGUAGACGUCAACCGGUCAGUAUCGUGAAAUCACCUUACCCGGAUAACACUCAAAAUCAUAACAGUUCGGAUGGGAAAGUAUCCCAAGCAGUCAGGUACAUUUUUCUCAUUAGACACGGCCAAUACAAUACAAAAGGUGAAACUGACAAAGAACGACAACUGACUGAGCUCGGGAGAAAACAAGCUUUGUUAACUGGAGAACGUUUAAGUGCAUUAAAAUUACCAUGGACUUCAAUUGCUCAGUCGACCAUGACACGAGCAAUGGAAACUUGUUCGUUGAUUCAAAAACAUUUACCUGGAGAUAUACCUGUAAGUUCGACCGACUUACUAAGAGAAGGGGCUCCAAUACCACCGGAUCCACCCCAUCCACGUUGGAAACCCGAUGAUUAUGAGUUUUAUCAAGAAGGAGCUCAAAUUGAGGCUGCCUUCAGAAAAUUCUUUCAUAGAGCGCCUCCUGAACAAACAGAAGAUUCGUAUGAAAUUAUUGUUUGCCACGCCAACGUUAUCAGAUAUUUCGUUAUGAGGGCGUUGCAAUUACCGCCGGAAGCGUGGUUGCGCCUUAGUUUGGACCAUGCCAGUAUAACUUCACUCGCUAUUCCUCCUGGUGGACAUGUGAUUUUAUUCAAUUACAGCAAUUCAGGCUAUAUGCCACCUGAUGCGAUCAGUUAUUAAACAUUUUUAUUUUUCUGUAAUUAUUUCAUUCCGUUUUCAAGAUAGAUAUUAUUAUGUACUUCUUUUUGAUAUUAAAAUAACUCAAUAGGUUUACAAUUAACGGCACAAUCAACGUCGACUGAUUUCUUCAAAUAAAUAUUGUAAAAAUGUAUGUAUGUAAUUUCGACUACUCAGGAUGGUCCGAUUUCAAUUCUGUAAAAGGUAUAAGAGUUCUUUUUGGCCAAAAAUAAACCAAAAUAGCUUUUACUUAUAGAGCAAAUGAUUUAAGUUAAAAAUAAUACCUAGAAGCUUAUACAAAUUUACUGGUAAAUAUAUUGACAUUGUAGAAUUUU